Messenger RNA from Williopsis jadinii, 282 nucleotides. RefSeq names its product mitochondrial 54S ribosomal protein bL35m (gene MRP35). The coding region runs from base 1 to 282 and encodes 93 amino acids. Gene Ontology annotation, biological process: translation. Gene Ontology annotation, cellular component: ribosome; large ribosomal subunit. NCBI's taxonomy places the organism in Eukaryota, Fungi, Ascomycota, Saccharomycetes, Phaffomycetales, Wickerhamomycetaceae. The record is from RefSeq and is a predicted model, not a curated record. Gene Ontology annotation, molecular function: structural constituent of ribosome. The transcript has a single exon.
AUGUUGGGCCUUACUUCCCUUUCGCGCCCCUUCAUCCAGUUCUCGAGCUCUGUGAUAAGGCAAACGGUUCCAGCCGGAAUCUUUGUUAGAACGAUAAUGAAGACUCACAAAGGUGCUGCAAAGAGAUGGAGAAAAACUGCCAAUGGCUUCAAGAGAGGCCAGGCUGCAAGAAACCAUGGUAAUACCGGCUGGAGCUCUGGUGUUCUGAAAGGUGAUGGUUCUAAAGUGAUGAGCACAAAGGAGCAGACCAAGAGACUCAAAAAAUUGCUUCCAUACCACUGA